CUGAGUGGAGGAGGAUACGCUGAGAUGGUAGCUGUUCAAGAAGGAUUGGUAUUUCCUAUCCCCAAAAGUAUUUCUAUGGAGGAGGCUGCUAGUUUCCCUCAAGUGGCUUGUAGUGUUUGGGCCGCACUUUUUAUGGAAAACAAGCUAUGUUUUGAAUAUUGGUUACCCGCUGGUAGGAACAGUCGGCUAAUUGCCGGUGAAACUAUAUUGGUUCAUGGGGGAUCCGGGGGAAUUGGUUCAUUUGCAGUACAGUUAGCAAAAGCCCGGGGUGUAAAGGUGAUUGUCACAGCAGGUAGUGACAAGUUAGAGUUCUGUAAGACACUUGGAGCUGAUGCAUGCAUCAGUUUCAAUUACAAGGACAAGGAAGAUGACUUUAUUGAAAGGGUAAAUAGAGAAACAGAUGCCAACAAAGGUGUUGAUGUCGUCUUGAGUAGCCUCCCGAUUGAAUAUAUGCCAUGGAACCAUGCCUGUGUUAAGCAAGGUGGGACAGUUAUUAAGAUCAAUGGUUGUUGGAUGCUACCAAAAGAUACUCGUGCUAGCACUCCACAGCCAAAAAAAGUGAAUUCUGAGCUUCAGGCGAACUUGAACAUAGGAGUGGCUGGCUUUCGGUUUAGAAAGCUAGAAGAGAGAGCAAAAGUUGUCGAGGAGGUACAGAAGCAUGUGUGGCCGUUAAUAGAAGUUGGUAAGGUAAAACCUGUUGUGCAUCAUCGUUUUCCAUUCGCUAAAGCAGCAGAGGCUCACCGGCUCAUGGAGAGUGGCAAGCAUUUUGGAAAGAUCCUGCUUAUUCCUAAUGACAGAUUUGAGAAUUCAAGGAUAGAACAGAGUUAAAGAGGAGAAGUUGGAAAAACUUGGGGAUGAUUUAAAUGGGCGACUUCAAUUGCAGGAAUCUAAUUGCAGUUAGUAAAUUGCAAAGACUUUCAUGAGCAAGAUUUAGACCAAGUACAUUAGCAAAUUUUAUGUUUGAACAAAUUAGCUG
Rosa chinensis is the source of this 976-nucleotide messenger RNA. RefSeq names its product quinone oxidoreductase PIG3. The transcript has 5 exons. The record is from RefSeq and is a predicted model, not a curated record. Lineage: Eukaryota; Viridiplantae; Streptophyta; Magnoliopsida; Rosales; Rosaceae. Gene Ontology annotation, molecular function: oxidoreductase activity; zinc ion binding. Bases 25 to 828 code for a protein of 267 amino acids.